Molecule: messenger RNA, 462 nt
Organism: Miscanthus lutarioriparius
Lineage: Eukaryota; Viridiplantae; Streptophyta; Magnoliopsida; Poales; Poaceae
Source: the annotation of a GenBank genome assembly
AUGGCGGCGCCGGCGGUGUCUGCUCCAAGCUCGCUCCGCGUUUCGCGCCAGGGGAUGAUCGGGGGAGGACAAGGCUGGGGAGAACGGUGCCGCUACGGUUCACGGCAUCAGAGGGCUAUCCGCGGCGCCACUGUUUCUGCCAGAGCUUCCAUGAACAUAACAUGCUGUGCAAACCAGACACAAACGGCGCAACGCAAAUCGUAUUCAGGGCCAACCUCUCCACCAUCAGGUUCAGUUAAAGAGAAGGUGAAGCCGAGGCUUGAUGAUGGAGGCGUCGGGUUUCCGCCAUUCCGGUUCGGUGGAGGUGGCGGCGGCGGUGGUGGCGGUGGCAGCAGCUCUUCUGGUGGGUUCAUCCUCUUUGUGAUCGUCUUGCUCCUGGAUUACCUGAAGGAGUUUGAGAGGAACCUGCAGAAUGGGCCACGGAGGGGUAGUGAUUAUGACGGUGGGUUUGCACCACAGUAG